Molecule: messenger RNA, 1639 nt
Organism: Pseudo-nitzschia multistriata
Lineage: Eukaryota; Bacillariophyta; Bacillariophyceae; Bacillariales; Bacillariaceae
Source: the annotation of a GenBank genome assembly
CAAAGAAAAGAGUGAUUUAUCCGCAAUGGUGAAAAAGAAGGGAAAGUCAAAGAGAACCACUCUCAAGGACAAAUAUAAGAUCCAAAGGCGAGUUGCCGAAACCCAUCGCAAACGCAAGAAGCAGGCCAAGCGAGACGAAAAAAAUGGGGUUGUUCGUCCGAACAAACAAAAACGCGACCCUGGCAUUCCGAACUCGUGGCCUUUUAAACAAGAUCUACUGAAGGACAUUGCGAGAGCACGCGAACGGCAACAGGAGCAACAGCAGGCCAUGAAGGACAAACGCAAGGGAGASUUGCGGGCCUUGCGGGACCACCAAGACCAAGGCGGGCCCUGCCGAACGGUGCAGGAGCUGAUGGCCAGAGCCAAUGAAGACCGACAAGCUUUUGCGGCCAAACAGGGAGGAGGGUCUAUUGCCGGUGCAACCGCAGCAGAAAAGAGCGAUGGCCGGGUUGCCGCGGGACAACAGUCACGCCGUGCGUACUUGCGCGAAUUGAAAAAGGUUGUCGAAUCCGCCGAUGUCUUGCUGCAGGUAUUAGAUGCUCGCGAUCCCAUUGGAUCUCGGAUCCACAAAACUCUCGAGGACGUCAUUUUAUCGAAAGCAGACAAGCGAAUGGUUUUGGUUCUGAACAAAAUCGAUUUGGUUCCCAAAGAAGUUGUGGGACAAUGGCUUAAYGUAUUGAGGCGGUCCCAUCCAACCAUUGCCAUCAAGGCAUGCAAGAAUAUAUCCGAAAGCGACGAGAAAGAUGCCGCAACAUCAUCGGUACCRGUCGGCAUGGAUGGAUUAUUGCAAUUACUGAAGAACUACGCGAGAACGGGCGCUGGUGGGGGGAAAUCAAAGACAACGAUUGUCGUAGGUAUUGUCGGGUAUCCGAAUGUUGGAAAGUCAUCAAUUAUCAAUGCCUUGAAGCGAUCAAGAGCAGUCGGUGUCAGUCCUCGCCCCGGGUUCACGACAACCAUGCAAGAGGUUGUUUUGGAUCGAAAUGUCCGUCUCUUGGACAGUCCAGGCGUGGUCUUCGACGACAAAACAGCCUUGCUUGGAAAUUGUGUCGAUGCCGACUCAAUUGACGACCCAAUUCCACCAGUCGAUGCACUUCUCCAGCGUUGCAAACCCGAGAGUCUGAUGAUGACUUACAACAUUCCGGCGUUUCCAAGGGGCAACACAAUGAUAUUUCUGGCUAUGGUUGCCAAAACCUAUGGAAGGGUUUUGAAAGGUGGCAUUCCCGACAAAAUCGGUGCGGCACGAUCCGUAUUGAAAGACUGGAACCAGGGAAAGAUUCCGUACUAUACCCUUCCACCGAAAGAUGCCGCACCAGAUGUUGCCAAGGGAGGUGCCGUCAUUGUUUCAAGCUUUGGUGCCGAAUUCGAUAUAUCCGCCUUCGAUGAUCAAGUACUGAGCAGUUUGAAGGAAAGCGACGAAAUGGACUUCGUUGAGCUCAUCAACAAAGACCAGGAAGAAACCGAACGCUCGAAGGAACUCGCUAACUAUCUCACGAACGGGGACGAGGACGACAACGACGACAUGGAAGAAGACAGCGACGACGACAUGAAGGAUGAGAGUGAUUUCAGGUCCAAAGUAGCCCAAGCCGAUGAUUUUGAUUUCAAUGCAAUGUAGAGAAAUGCUUUAUUUUAAAGUUAACAU